This is a messenger RNA of Siniperca chuatsi (mandarin fish), 3410 nucleotides long. RefSeq names its product tyrosine kinase, non-receptor, 1 (gene tnk1). The transcript has 14 exons. Lineage: Eukaryota; Metazoa; Chordata; Actinopteri; Centrarchiformes; Sinipercidae. The record is from RefSeq and is a predicted model, not a curated record. Gene Ontology annotation, molecular function: protein binding; protein tyrosine kinase activity; ATP binding. Gene Ontology annotation, biological process: protein phosphorylation. The coding region runs from base 312 to 2573 and encodes 753 amino acids.
AGGUGUGAACCUGUGAAGAGGCGGAGAAAAGAGUCCGAAAACACACAGGUAGAUGACAAAAGCGCUGGAAGUGACAUGUAACAUAAAAAUAUAGACUGCAUCUUUGCCGAUAACCUGCCUGAAUCUAUCAGAUGGUGAAUUGUUUCGAGGCACUUAAGGAGUCGGAGUUGUGAUUUGUGGAAAAGCCCUCCUUCGACGUCGCUGGAGGUUUCAGUGCCAACAUGGAUCCCUUGUCUCGGGGCGUGUUUUGUUAAGAAAUAGCUGUCAACUACGGGAGUACUGAGCAAUUUUGAUUAACGGUUGGCCGGGUCAUGCUGAUGGACCAGGACACUCAGUGGCUGUACCAACUCCUGGCUGAGGUCCAGUUGGAGAAGUUCUACCUGCGCGUCAGAGAUGGCCUCAACAUCACCCGCAUCGAGCACUUCAACUAUGUAAAGGAGAGCGACCUGGAGCAGAUAGGAAUCAGCAAACCUGCACAGAGAAGAUUAUGGGAUGCUCUGAAAUGCUACAAAACUUCACGAUCACGAAUAUCCAAGGUGUUAAGCGGUCACAGUCUGAAUGGGGGGGAGCAGUGGAGCGGAGGCAGCUCAGCUCAGGGUCAGGACAGCGGUGGCCGGGCUCUUCCUUGUCUGAUCCAGGACAGCGAGCUGCUUCUGGGAGAGAAGCUGGGCUCCGGGUCCUUCGGGGUGGUCAAGAAGGCAGAGUGGCACACGCCCACUGGGAGAGUGUUGCCUGUAGCAGUAAAGUCACUAAGGAGCAGCAUGUCCAGGCAGACAGACACACUGACAGACUUCCUCCAAGAGGUGACCACCAUGCAGUCACUGGACCACACCAACAUCAUCCGACUUUAUGGCGUGGUGCUCACACAGCCCCUCAAGAUGGUAACAGAGCUGGCCCCAUUGGGCUCACUAUACGACACCCUGCGCUCACGUCAGUAUGAGUACCCUCUGGUCCGCCUCUGGCUCUUUGCUACCCAGAUCGUGGCGGGUAUGGAGUACCUCGAGACCAGGAGAUUCAUCCACAGGGACCUGGCUGCCAGAAACGUACUGCUGGCAACCAGGGAGAUGGUGAAGAUUGGGGACUUUGGCCUGAUGAGAGGCCUGAGCCAAGAGAAGGACCACUACGUCAUGACAGCACACAGAAGGAUCCCGUUUGCAUGGUGUGCUCCAGAGAGUCUUCGUGUCGGCUCCUUCUCCCAUUCCUCAGACGUGUGGAUGUUUGGCGUCACCCUGUGGGAGAUGUUCACCUACUGUGAGGAGCCCUGGUUCGGUCUGUCAGGCAGACAGAUUUUGUGGCGUGUGGAACGGGAGGGUGAGCGUUUGGAGAAACCGCAAGAUUGCCCCCAAGAACUGUACGCUGUCAUGAGGAAGUGCUGGGCCUGCAAUCCUGUUGAUAGACCCAGCUUCGCCCAGCUCACCACAAUGGUGGCAGAGGCUAAACCAGUUGAGAUGCAAGCAACAAGAGACUUUGCUGAACCCAGAAAACUUGCACUUGUGGCCAACGACCUUGUGACCGUCAUAGACCAUGGUCUGGAGCUGUGUGAAUGGAGGGGCCAGAACCACAGGACGCUGGCGGUCGGCUGGUUUCCUGCGAGCCUCACUGUGCCGUCACUCCCUCCUGCUGCCACUGCCGGCAACUCCGGGCCCAACCCUGCUUCUAGCACCACUUACAUCUCAGCCCCACUAAAGGGCAGCCUGCACCACACCGGGCACGGAGACAUCAAACCUGACCGCUGCUGGGGAACACCUGAGAGCCUGGACGGCAGUGGCAGCUGGAGGUUGGGCCCUGCCAGGGAAAAAGAGGGCUCCAAUCUGCAGAAAAUGGCAGGUAUGUCUCAGAGCCUGGAGUCAGUUUUGAACGGACACCGGUCUCGGGCUCAGUCUGUAGGGCUGGUCAGAGUAGAUCAGCAGGGCAGACUCAUUCCCCCUGUGAUGGCAGCUCAUAGUGCGGUGCUGCAGCAGGACCCACGACGGUUCAGCGAGGCCAGCAUCGUCCCGCCUCCGCGGCCACCGCUCCCCAACCUGAAACAUUUGAACAUGAAACACCAGAGGAGGCCCAUAAUCCAGCCGGUCCCAGGCACCGUGUGGCCUCCGCAGGUGGUCGUGUCCCCUCCGGCGCAGACGCAGCCUCAGCCUCAACACGGAGGCUCCAACCUGUCAAAAAUGGCCCACAUGGCACGCUCAACCCCACAGCUGGAUGAAUACACGGACAACAGAGAGAGAGAUCGAGAGAGGGAACGAAUCAGAGAUCGAGAGAAGUCCCCUCAUGUGCAGAACACGAGAGAUAGUCUCACCACACAGGUUAUGGAAGCAGUACAUGGAGUGACCAUUGAAGAGGUUUGUAUUGCACUUCAACGUAAUGACUGGAACCCAGUGCGAGCUGAACAACAACUCAAGCUGGAGCAGCUGUACUCGCUGAGCCUCUGCUCCAGAGAGGACUGCAUGAGGAUCCUCUCCAGAUACCAGUGGAACCUGCAGGUGGCCAGCCGCUACCUGAUCCGAUGGUCACGCGACGACAGGCCCGGCUCCGGCGAGAGGGAGCGACCUCCAAUCAGCACAGAAAGACGAGUCUGAAGUGAUUUUCUGGCUGAUUUUACCUUUAUUGAUGCAUGGAUAGUUGACUUUUUCAGCAACACCUUGCUUCACAUUGACACUGGAAGCUGCCCUAUACACCUUGAUAUGGGAACAGACAGGAGGUCCAGUGCGUAUGAAAGUAGAAGAACGAAGAUGGCUGGAUGUAAAAAGGAAAAAUAUUUUGAAACAGACUGUUUCUGACUACUGUUUUUAUAUUUUUAAUGAGACACCGCACAUUGUGUGUUUUUUGCUAACAGUUUUUGUAUCUUAAUGAAUUUGUAUAUAUUAGAUAUUGUUGUUUUAUUGAAUAAAAUUGAUGAUCUGGCCUUAAUGCUGAGCUGCCAUGUGAUAAUAUGAGCAGUUUAUUCAGUUGGUUCAUUGCAAAAGUGCACCAUGAUUAGUGUCUGCACUUUAUACUGUAACUACCAAUGGCAGGUUCUCAAUAGACUUAAUUUUCUUUCUCCUUUCUGGAUUUUAAAAUCCAUGUAACAGUGUCGCAGACACAUUAUGUCAUCUGAUUAUGUCAAAGUUUACAGGUCUUGAGGAGUAGCCUACUACUGCAUAUUGAAAAGACUUUUGAGUCAGCGUCGGUAGAGGCCUGAAGACUGCUAAUUUGAAAAUGAAAAAUGAUUUGGGGAUGUGAAGUUAACUUACCAGACCUCUGCAGCCCGCUCCUCAUCGCUGCUUGAGGCUAAUGGCUAGAGGCUACAUUAGCCGCUACUAGCAUAACACACCUGAAACACAGACUAAACUGUUAUUGGUUGAGUUGCAUCGUGGGUAAUGUAGGUGCCAGGUUUUGAUAAGAAAAUGUGUGAAAUAAAAAAGACGAUAUCUCUG